CUCUGCACGCAGGUGUCAUGGCGGCUCUCUAGUCAGUCUCGGUUCGUGUUUGUUAUUGUUUAUAAAGUGAUUUAAUACUUCAUCUGAUUUUACGGUCCGCUGGUGAUCAUAACAAAUUUUAAACAACAUUCUGACGCAAUCGCGGAUGCAAUAAAAAUAUCUUCAGGACGAGUCGUGGACCUACAGAAACAGUUUAUCUGUGCAUAUGGUAUGCUAAGAUAUAGCAGCUGUAUAUAAAAUGAGUUUAUAAACUUAUAAACGCAUGAGCUGAACUUUUUCACAUAAUACACGCGUUUAUAAACUCGUCGGAGCUUAUUUCCCUUCACAAACAGGCUUGGAAACAAAGACUAUGAGCACACAAUACAGUAUACUCUUCAAGCAAGAGCAUGCUCAUGAGGAUGCCAUCUGGACAGCGGCAUGGGGCCGCAGUGAGAAAGAUGGAUCAGAAACCAUCGUCACCGGCUCUCUGGAUGAUCUGGUGAAAGUGUGGAAAUGGUCGGACGAAAAACUGGAGCUACAGUGGACCCUGGAGGGUCACCAGUUGGGCAUAGUCUCGGUGGACAUCAGUCAAAAUGGGGCGAUCGCCGCCUCCAGCUCUCUGGAUGCUCACAUUCGCCUGUGGGACCUGGAGACGGGCAAACAGAUCAAGUCCAUGGAUGCAGGCCCAGUUGAUGCCUGGACGGUGGCCUUUUCCCCGGACUCUAAAUACAUCGCCACCGGCAGCCAUCUAGGGAAGGUCAACAUCUUCGGUGUGGAGAGCGGGAAAAAGGAGCACUCGUUAGACACCAGAGGGAAAUUCAUUCUUAGCAUCGCUUAUAGUCCAGAUGGAAAGUACUUAGCCAGCGGUGCUAUAGAUGGAAUCAUUAAUAUCUUCGAUAUUGCGACUGGGAAACUCCUGCACACGUUGGAAGGUCAUGCUAUGCCCAUCAGAUCUCUGACCUUCUCUCCAGACUCUCAGUUGCUGGUUACAGCAUCAGACGAUGGCUACAUCAAGAUUUAUGAUGUGCAGCACGCUAAUCUGGCCGGGACUCUCAGCGGUCACGGGUCGUGGGUGCUGAAUGUGGCUUUCUCACCUGACAACACACACUUUGUAUCAAGCUCAUCUGAUAAGAGCGUUAAAGUUUGGGACACCAGCAGCAGAUCGUGUGUGAAUACGUUCUUUGAUCAUCAGGACCAAGUUUGGAGUGUGAAAUACAACCCCACCGGCUCAAAGAUCGUAUCAGCGGGCGACGACAGAGCCAUCCAUAUUUACGACUGUCCCAUGUGAUUCUCCCAGAGACACGGCCAGUUGAAAAAUCACUAGGAAUCUCGUAUCCAGCAGGCCAAGACCACACCACACCCACUCAAGACCUCAGAAUUCAUGGAGAUUUUUUAUUUCAUGGUGUCAUUGCCAACUUCAACAUCUGUAUAUGGAGAUACAAAUAAAUGUUUUUGUUUUCUAAAGAAGUUUUUCCCUAUUUGACCUGCUGUGAUAUCUGCAUUGUGUACAGUGUGCAAACACCAGUCAUUUAGUUCACUGUUCUGCCCUCUACAGGCCUCCUGCUGUUACUGCACCUCCACUGCAGUAUAAGGUUAGAAAAAUUAUUUUUAGUUUGGCUGGCUUUGAGCUUUUUUUAAUGGUCUUUUAGCAGAUGUGUGUAAAUAAAUACUGUAUGAAUUACAGUCUGCAAAUUAAAGGGGCUGUAAUCAAUGUUUCAUAAUUACACAUGCAAUAUGACAUUAUAUGGAUAGAAUAGGCUACAUGGAAUUUGUACAUUAAAAAAAAAAAUCUAAUGUAUAGAAUAUACUUUUUCACAAACUAUAUAUACAGGUGCAUCUCAAUAAAUUAGAAUGUCGUGGAAAAGUUCAUUUAUUUCAGUAAUUCAACUCAAAUUGUGAAACUCGUGUAUUAAAUAAAUUCAGUGCACACAGAC
Molecule: messenger RNA, 1913 nt
Organism: Myxocyprinus asiaticus (Chinese sucker)
Lineage: Eukaryota; Metazoa; Chordata; Actinopteri; Cypriniformes; Catostomidae
Gene: skic8
Product: SKI8 subunit of superkiller complex
Exons: 10
Coding region: 350-1267 (305 amino acids)
Cellular component (GO): Cdc73/Paf1 complex
Molecular function (GO): protein binding
Source: RefSeq, a predicted model, not a curated record